Molecule: messenger RNA, 2349 nt
Organism: Mirounga angustirostris (Northern elephant seal)
Lineage: Eukaryota; Metazoa; Chordata; Mammalia; Carnivora; Phocidae
Gene: NKD2
Product: NKD inhibitor of WNT signaling pathway 2
Exons: 9
Coding region: 58-1479 (473 amino acids)
Biological process (GO): negative regulation of Wnt signaling pathway
Cellular component (GO): cytoplasm
Source: RefSeq, a predicted model, not a curated record
GCCCGACCCGGCUGUGAGCGCGGCGCCGGGCGCGCGGGCGGCGGGGCCCCGGGCGGCAUGGGGAAGUGUCAGUCCAAGCACCGGGAGACGCGCGCGCGGCGGGCGGCGGGCGGGCGCGGCCACUCUCUGCCCCCUCCCUGCCCCCCGCGCCCCGGCCGCAGCGCGGCCGCUGCGGCCCCCCAGCGGAGAGAGAGCCCCGAAGGGGACAGCUUCGUGGUGUCCGCGUUCGCGAGUGGCCGCAAAGGCACGGAGGACGCAGAGCGCAACACUGGCAGCAAGCAGGGGCCGCCCGGCGGGGACCCGAAGGAGGGGCCUUUCUGGGAGGACCGGUGUCCCCUCGAGGUGGUGCUCCCCCCGGAGAAGGCCGAGGGCCGUGAGGGCACAGGACCGAUCUCCAGUGUGGUCAAUGCAGAGAGAGCAGCAAGCCGGGAGGGCCCACGAGGGCCAGGCAAGAAGCACCUCAACAUUGAUGGGCUGCAGUGUGACGUCUCUGUGGAGGGGGACAGCCACCAGGAGUGGACGUUCACGCUCUACGGCUUCGACCACAGCGGCAAGGCCACCAGGGAGGACAUGUCCAGCCUGGUGCACACCAUCUACGAGGCCAUCGAUGCCUCCGUGAGCCACUCGUCUGGCAGCAGCAGGACCCUCCGUGUGAAGCUGACCGUCAGCCCUGAGUCUCUCAGCGAGAGGAAGGAGAGUCCCCCCACAGGCCAGGACCGGGAGCCCGCUCGCUGCAGGAUGGAGGCCGAGCUCACCGGGGACCCCGGGGGGGCCGACAAGAGGCCGUCCGCACACGCCAGGAGGCCCGGCGCCGACCCCCACCCCUGCUGCGAGCGCGGCCCAUACUGCGUGGACGAGAACACCGAGCGGAGAAAUCACUACCUGGACCUGGCUGGGAUCGAGAACUACACAUCUAGGUUUGGACCCGGGGCGCCGCCGUCACAGGCCAAGCAGGAGCACCUGGGCAAGGCCGCGCACCCCCCGAGCCGGUCCCGCUCCCAGGAGGCGGACACGCACACGGCACUCCAGCGCCGGCCCCAGGUGCUGGCCGACCACCCGCUGCUGGCCGCAGAGCCCGCCGUCAGGGCCCUGGACGUGCAGCCCCGGUUGAAGGGGCAGGAGAAGCAGCUUCUCAAGCCCCCCAGGGGCUCAGGGCGGCCGCCUGGGGCGCCGGGCACAGGCAAGCCCGGGAGAGCCUUCGGCUGCCCCCCGCCGGCUGCCCCGCCCCAGGCCCCCCAGGACGGCCACCGCCUCCCGCAGCCCCCAGCACAGCCCUACGGCCACAGGCGGUCCCGGAGGAAGAGCAGGGAAGUCCACUCACCGCUCAAGGCGGCGCUCGGCCAGCCCGCGGCGCUGGAGCACGAGGUGGUGCGGGCCCUGCCGCCCAUGCUGGCGGGGGAGGGCUGUGCGGUGCCCGUGGUCCACCACCACGAGCACCACCACCACCACGAGCACCACCACCACCACCACGCCUCCUAGUGCGUGGCACGCACCCCCGGGCGGGGCCCCCACGGAGGUGCCCGACGGCCGCUGCUGGGAGGGCUGCCGUCCGCCCCUGCUGCCCUCCGCAAGGACGCCGGGCCCACGUGAACACGUGGGAUGCCGCAGACGGCGCUGUUAUGAAGCUCUUUCGUGUCACCCUUAAAACCAAGCACGGAAAAAUGCACGCGUGUCUGCUCGCUGGAUUCCAGACGAGGCCCUGUGGUGCUGGGCCUCCGCUCAGGCGCGCCGCGUGCUCGGGGCGCACAGGGUGGCGAGGGCUCCCUGUUGGGCGGCCCCUCCUGUAAUUUGGUCAUCAUGAAGUCAGAGGGGUGGGCUCGGGGCAGCCUGUGUUCCUGGGUGCACGUGGCCCCCACGCGCUGAUGGACAGAGGGCGGGCGGCCACGCGGGACACAGAGCUGUCAGGAACCGUGGCAGGAGGCAGUGGGCAGGGCCGAGGCCCGCGGGAGGCGGCCUCUGGACUUGCGUCGUCAGUGGACAGCAUCUUCAGCAUCUUCCCAGCGUCAUCCGUGGACGGAGACGUGGACAACGGGCAGGCUUCUCAUGCUUGGUGGACGCACACACGCGAACAUCCAAACGCUCGGGCACAGCCUCGGUGAAGCUCCCCUUUGGGAAAGCGGGAUUCGCUCUGGGACAUCAAGAGAGGGGCUGCAGACCAGCAAAAGGCCCGGGGGUGCGGGCAGCGGUCCCACUGAGGCAGGAGGCUCCAGAAGAGCAAGCUGACCUGCCAGCAACUUGAGGUCUGUGCCGGCAGUCCCGCGUUGUCUUCCGGGCGCGAGGUUGAGGAAGUGCGGGUGGUUGAGGCAUGAGCACCACCCCCGCCGGCUCAAUAAAAUACGUGCAUUUUGU